Molecule: messenger RNA, 3819 nt
Organism: Vespula vulgaris
Lineage: Eukaryota; Metazoa; Arthropoda; Insecta; Hymenoptera; Vespidae
Gene: Iswi
Product: chromatin-remodeling complex ATPase chain Iswi-like
Exons: 1
Coding region: 111-3140 (1009 amino acids)
Biological process (GO): regulation of transcription by RNA polymerase II; nucleosome organization
Cellular component (GO): nucleus; chromatin
Molecular function (GO): ATP binding; DNA binding; histone binding
Source: RefSeq, a predicted model, not a curated record
UAAUCGAUUUAUUGUGCGCGGCGGAGCGCGUCUUAGAGAGUGAAUGUUUAGCGCACUCGUUUCUUCUUUCUUUUCACCUUAAUCGAGGAAAAACGGAAAAAGAAGCAGACAUGUCUAAGGCCGAUGAAAAUGCGGAUACUGGUGAUACCGGAGAUAAUUCAAAUGGCUCCUCGGCGGAGACCACAUCGUCUAGAGGUGGUGAUUUCGAGACAAAACUUGAAUCAGACCGAAGUAAGAGGUUUGAUUAUUUGCUCAAGCAAACUGAAAUAUUUUCUCAUUUUAUGACCAAUAAUCAAAAAGAUAAAGCUGGAAGUCCGUUAAAAGUCAAGGCUGGUAGACCUAGAAAACAACCAGAGAAUCUAAAUAAAUCUGAUUCUGGUGAUCAUAGACAUCGCAAGACUGAGCAAGAAGAAGAUGAAGAACUCUUGGCGGAGAGCAAUGCCAGUGUAGCACCUACAACUCGCUUUGAAUCCUCACCUCAUUAUAUAAAAUCUGGUGAGUUGAGAGAUUAUCAGAUUCGUGGUUUAAAUUGGAUGAUAUCGCUUUAUGAAAAUGGUAUCAAUGGUAUUCUGGCUGACGAGAUGGGUCUUGGUAAGACUUUACAAACUAUAUCGUUACUGGGAUAUAUGAAACACUUCAGAAACAUUCCUGGCCCUCACAUUGUUAUCGUUCCAAAGUCUACGCUAGCCAAUUGGAUGAACGAAUUUAAAAAGUGGUGUCCUUCUUUAAGAGCGGUUUGUUUGAUUGGUGAUGCAGAAACAAGAAAUACUUUUAUUAGAGAUGUAAUGAUGCCUGGUGAAUGGGAUGUUUGCGUUACAUCUUAUGAAAUGGUAAUCAAAGAAAAAUCGGUAUUUAAGAAAUUUAAUUGGCGUUAUAUGGUAAUAGAUGAGGCUCACAGAAUAAAAAAUGAGAAAUCUAAAUUAUCAGAAAUAUUAAGGGAAUUUAAAACAGCGAAUAGACUUUUAUUAACUGGUACACCUCUACAGAAUAAUCUGCACGAACUAUGGUCUUUACUUAACUUUUUAUUACCAGAUGUAUUUAACAGUUCUGAUGAUUUUGAUUCAUGGUUUAAUACAAAUAGUUUCUUAGGAGAUAAUUCUUUAGUGGAAAGAUUGCACGCAGUUUUAAGGCCAUUUCUUUUAAGACGCUUAAAGUCAGAAGUAGAGAAAGGUCUAAAGCCCAAAAAGGAGAUUAAAGUCUACAUUGGUCUUAGUAAAAUGCAAAGAGAAUGGUAUACCAAAGUAUUGAUGAAGGAUAUUGACAUAGUAAAUGGUGCCGGAAAAAUUGAAAAGAUGAGAUUACAAAAUAUUUUGAUGCAAUUACGUAAGUGUUGCAAUCAUCCUUAUCUAUUCGAUGGUGCUGAACCUGGACCACCGUAUACUACAGAUGAACAUCUUGUUUAUAAUUGUGGUAAAAUGGUGAUACUUGAUAAACUAUUGCCUAAAUUACAAGAGCAGGAAUCAAGGGUACUAAUAUUUAGUCAAAUGACCAGAAUGCUGGAUAUUUUAGAAGAUUAUUGUCACUGGAGAGGUUUUCAGUACUGUCGUUUGGAUGGUAACACAGCACAUGAGGAUCGGCAGAGACAAAUUAACGAAUAUAAUGCUCCUAAUAGCGAAAAGUUUAUAUUUAUGUUGUCGACGAGAGCCGGCGGAUUGGGUAUAAAUUUAGCAACUGCCGAUGUAGUUAUUAUUUAUGAUUCUGACUGGAAUCCGCAAAUGGAUUUGCAGGCUAUGGAUCGAGCUCAUCGUAUAGGACAACAGAAGCAAGUACGUGUUUUUAGAUUUAUUACGGAGAACACUGUAGAAGAAAAAAUUGUUGAACGUGCUGAGGUCAAAUUACGGUUGGACAAGUUGGUCAUACAACAAGGUCGAUUGGUUGAUGCAAAACAGACUGCAUUGAACAAGGACGAAAUGUUAAAUAUGAUUAGACACGGGGCUAAUGAAGUGUUCGCUUCUAAGGACAGCGCUAUUACCGAUGAGGAUAUAGAUACGAUAUUACAAAAGGGCGAAGCAAAGACGGAAGAAAUGAAGCAGAAAUUGGAAAGCUUGGGAGAAUCUUCCUUACGUAAUUUCACCGUCGAUGCACCAACCGAUUCAGUUUAUCAAUUCGAAGGCGAAGAUUAUCGUGAGAAACAAAAAAUAUUAGGAAUUGGCAACUGGAUAGAGCCUCCUAAGCGUGAACGUAAAGCCAAUUAUGCUGUCGACGCUUAUUUCAGAGAAGCUUUGAGAGUAUCCGAACCAAAAGCACCAAAAGCUCCCAGACCUCCGAAACAACCAAUCGUACAAGAUUUUCAAUUUUUUCCUCCUCGAUUGUUCGAGCUACUUGAUCAGGAAAUAUAUUAUUUCAGGCAAACGGUUGGUUAUAAGGUUCCAAAGAAUCCCGAAUUAGGGUCUGAUGCAGCUAGGAUACAAAAGGAAGAACAGCGAAAGAUAGAUGAGGCUCAACCUUUAUCAGAUGAAGAAGUCGCGGAAAAAGAAAAAUUACUGACUCAAGGCUUCACGAAUUGGACUAAGAGGGACUUUAAUCAGUUUAUAAAGGCAAAUGAAAAAUAUGGUCGCGAUGACAUUGAAAAUAUUGCUAAAGAAGUCGAAGGAAAAACACCAGAAGAAGUUAUGGAAUACUCUGCAGUUUUUUGGGAACGUUGUCACGAGUUACAAGACAUUGACAGAGUGAUGGCACAAAUAGAAAGAGGUGAGGCCAAAAUACAAAGGCGUGCUGGUAUAAAGAAAGCAUUGGAUGCGAAGAUGGCCAGAUAUCGUGCACCGUUUCAUCAAUUGAGGAUAGCUUAUGGUACUAACAAAGGUAAAAAUUAUACGGAAGAGGAGGAUAGAUUUCUCGUUUGUAUGUUACACAAAUUAGGUUUCGACAAGGAAAACGUUUACGAGGAAUUAAGAGCAACUGUGAGAUCGGCACCUCAAUUUCGUUUUGAUUGGUUCGUAAAAUCUCGUACUGCCUUGGAAUUGCAACGACGAUGCAAUACCUUGAUAACAUUGAUCGAACGUGAAAAUCAGGAAUUGGAAGAGAGAGAAAGACAAGAAAGAAGAAAGAAGGGUGGUAAUGUAGGUACUAAGCCUGCUUCUAAACGAAAACAAGAAAAUUUGCCUGCACCACAAGAUAAACCUCGAAAGAAGAAGAAAUAAGGCGAAUUCGAGUCUUGUACGAUAUCGUUUUUUUCAAUCUUUGUCCAUACAAAAUGCAGACUGUCUAUUUCCAUAAUUUUUUAUAUCUUUUUAUCCGUUACUCCGAACAGAUUUUCGCUGAAUACCAUGACUCAAAUUCAUAGACAGUAAAUUCUUAUAAAAAUUUUCUGAAAUCGUUCUCUUGAUUCAUCCUAUUUAUAUGAAUAAGAAAGAAUUUAGUCUUAUAAGAGUUCCAUGUAAAAAUCUGUCUUAGAGAUUUUUCAUAUUCAAACUGUUAUCAGGAAUGAGUUGUAUUGAUAUAAAUUUGUUGGUCAGUGGGUGUGAGUGAGGGUCGCUUCUAUGUGUCUAUGGAUUUGGGACCAAGAAUUAUCUUUCUUAUUCUUUUUUAUUUUUUCUUCGUUUUUUUUCUGUUGUUCUCUAGGUCAAAUCCUGGAGCAUUUAUAUGCUAUUCACAAAGUGAUUCAAUUGCAUAAAAAAUGAUUUUAGAAUUACACAGAAUGUUUCUUUCGUUAAUUGCUGUGUAUUGUACGAUCGAUACAGUGUUUUCCCUCAUGAUUUUAUUUUCGUAUAUUUAAAAUUAUAAUAUGAUAUUGAAAGCAUCAUUUUAUUUAUUAUGAUUGAUUUAGAGGAGAUUGUAAUAAAUUUUACAAAUAAAAUUCAAGCCAUCGAAUAUAAUCAC